This is a messenger RNA of Magallana angulata, 4608 nucleotides long. RefSeq names its product inhibitor of Bruton tyrosine kinase-like. The record is from RefSeq and is a predicted model, not a curated record. Gene Ontology annotation, molecular function: protein binding. The transcript is spliced from 26 exons. Bases 487 to 4356 code for a protein of 1289 amino acids. NCBI's taxonomy places the organism in Eukaryota, Metazoa, Mollusca, Bivalvia, Ostreida, Ostreidae.
UGCAAUAGAAAUUGGCUUAUCGUCCAUGAUCAUCUGUGAUCUGAUCUGAGAACACGUAUCUAAAUGUCGAUAUCAGUCUCAUAAUGUCUGUUUCAAAUAUAUCGCGCUCCAUGACAUUUCUCUACUGUAAAAAUUCUUUCAGAUAACUUGGCUUUUUCCAUCUCAGUAUGGCUUUGUGAGGACUAGAACAGAAAUGGCUGCCCGACAUGGGCAUCCAUCAUCUCAGGCUUGUGUAGCUGGCAUCCAGCAUCACCUUGAUAACUGUGCAGCAUUUUGAUGAAGAAAUUCUGACGCAUGGACUCAAGUUCCAUGUAAAAGUGCUUAAUUUAUUUUACCCUUUUUUUCUUUUUAUUUCUUGAGUCCUUAAGUGCUUUGUAUAAAGUGCUAUAUACAUUAUAUUCUUGUUAUUAAUUUUUAGAUUAUUUAUUUCUGACUUUGAAAUUGAUUUCUCAUGCAUAUAAGUGUUUAACUCACAAACUGAGAAAAAUGCCAGUAACUUUUGACCCUGAGUGUGGCCCAAAGUGCCGUUCUAAGAACCAUGCCUAUGAACUGGUGUCCGCCAUUACAAAGGGAAACUUGGCAGAGGUCCAAGCUUUUGCUAAAUUGUGUCACGCGGCUGGACACCACAAUGACAUGUUUGGAAGAUCCGCCCUCCACAUGGCGGCUUCAUGUGGAAAAGUGGAGAUAGUAGAAUGGCUGAUCGAGGAGAAGGGUGGAGAUUUGACCUUGAAGGACGCAGAGUCAGGGUGGACGGCCCUACACAGGGCCAUGUUUUACGGACAGCUGGCCACAGUCCGACUUCUUGUUCAGUACAACAGUGACCUGUAUACGCGAGAUCACCUUGGACUGAGUCCGCUGGACCUGGCCAUGAAGGACCGACCCCCUUACGUCUCGUACGACAAAGCAGACCUCUGCGAUGUUUAUACCUGGGGAGACAAUAUUAACCUGACCCUGGGUCACGGCAAGGAACAGAGGCGGGGUCAUCCCGAGGUCAUUGACGAGUUCAGGAAGAAGGCAAUCCAGGUGAAAGAGGUGGUGCUCUGUAAGUAUCACUCCGUGUUCCUGACGGUGGACGGACAGGUGUACACGUGUGGACACGGUCAGGGAGGAAGACUGGGGCACGGGGACGAACAGACCUACACGGUGCCCAAGUUGGUGGAGACCCUGAGAGACCAAGUCUGUGUACAGGUGGUGGCCUCAAGGGACCACACUGUGUUUCUCAUGAAGGAUGGAUUGGUGUUCUCGUGCGGACUCAAUGACAGCCAUCAGCUGGGACAGGGCGGCACCUCCCCCAAAUCCCUCACCCCCAGACAGGUGACCAGUAAAAAUUUAAAGGGAAAGCUCAUUAAAGGUGUAUGUGUGGGAAGAUUUCACACAGUGCUGUACACAAGUGAUGCAGUGUACACAUGUGGCCUCAAUGCAGGACAAUUAGGUCAUCCUAAAGGAGCAGAGAAGCAGACACAGCUCAGACAGGUGUCUAACCUGAACCACCCAGAGAUCAAUAUCGUCAUCGUGUCAUGCUCCGACGCAGCCACCGUGUGUCUGACGACGCGCGGCGAUAUCUAUGUCCUGCACGAGUACCAGUGCAGGAAAAUCGCCUCCAAGUGGCAGGAUAUUCAAGAAAUCUACGUCUCGGGAGGAAACUUGGAUCACAUGUCAGAUCUCGAGGUUCUACGAGAGAAAGGAGGGGAGGAACUACGCAUCGUGCUUCUCAACUCAACUGGAAAGGUUUUUGUCUGGCAUGCCGCAAGUCCCAGUCUGAAGCGGUGUCGGUGGGUGAUCCGGCGACAGUUAACAGUGACACAUGUCGCCCUCAGUACACACAAUGUUGCCAUAGUAACAGACAGUGGAGAGGCCUUUGUGGGGAACUUUGUAGCGAAGAAAUCACGCAAAGAGAGUACGCAGACAUCGAAAGAGCAAGAGUCGGAUGAUUUUGAGUUACGGUUAAUUGAUCUCCUGCUGAAGGACGAAGCUGAUGAUGUCAUGCUCCGGCGACUUCCUGAGAUCCAUCGAGGGACGAGGAUUUUCAUGGACCCCAAGGGACACAACUUUUGUGCUCUUCAGUCACUUCCUAAUUCUUGUUUAACUGAUGUGCCAAGCGUAAGCCAAUCAGAAAUAGCAUCACAUUUCCAGCAGCUCCAAGAAGAGGCGGAUGAGUAUGACAUGAUUCACGAUAUUAUUCUGAAAGUAAAAAAUCGCAGCUGGGCAGCCCACAAAUUUAUUCUGCUGAGUCGUAGUGACCUUUUCUACAAGCUCAUAGCUGAUGUUAAGAGGAAAUCAUCAGAUGACAAGACAACCCUUGAAAUCCCAGACGUGAACCCAGAAAUUUUCCAUCAAAUGUUGACCUACAUUUACACUGACUCAUGUGACCUGCUCCAAGUCGGCUCUGCAUUUGACUUCAAGUCAGUUUUAACAGAGAAGGACUGUAAUGAAAAUGACUUUGAUGGUGAUUUGAAAGGUUCUUUUAGAGGGAAGUCAGCAUAUGAAGUGACCCAGAAAAAGAAAGGAAAGGAGAAGAAAAAUGCGAAAACUGCCAGUGAGAGAGAUCCGAUCAGGUUACUACAGGACAUUGGAAAGAAGUUUGGAGUGAAAGGCUUGGCUAAAAGGUUGGAUGGUAUACAGUUUGUGAACGGUCGAAUCGAGGGAAAAUCCAAACAACAGACACGCCCCCCUCUACGGUUUGACAGAUCCAAGUUAUCGGACCUGUAUGACAUCACGAUUCAAGCUGAGGACGGGAUGGAGGUGUGCUGCCAUAAGUGUGUGCUGGUGGCCCGACUCGAGUACUUCCACAGCAUGCUCAGCUCAGGAUGGGUAGAGACGAGUUCCACUCAAGCCCUGACUCUGCCUGUACCGGGGGACUGUCUCCAGAUCCUCGUUGACUUCCUGUACUCUGAUGAAGCCCCAGGGGUCACAGGGAGCAGGAAUAUAGAGCUCAUCUGUAAUGUGUUGGUAAUGGCUGACCAGCUCUUGGUGUCUAGACUCGUCGAGAUCUGUGAGGUCACCCUGAGUCAACUCGUAACAAUGAAGAACGUUGGGGAGCUAUUGGAAUUGUCCACUCUGUACAACGCCCAGCAGUUACAGGCGCUCUGUCAGCAGUACGUGCUGAUCAACCUCCCCGCCAUCACAGAGGGAAGGUAUUUGGACAUGGUGAGCGAGGAUGUGAUGGAAGAUCUGACUCGAUAUUACCACAGGAAGGUUCCCUGUAUGAGUCGACGAGUCAUUACCCCAUUUUCAGAUGGUCCCUCGAAGUCUUUCUUAGAGGAACUGACAGAGGACACAUCACAGAUAAACGACAGUCUGACUGGAGAAUCUGCGACGCGAAAGUCCAAAACCAGACGUCGUCGCAGCCGGAAGAGUGUGUCGGAAGAUGAUGGAAGGAGAGAGAGAAAGACGGACAGGCAAAUCUCCAUCAGCUCCGAAAAAAGUCUGCUGUCUGAUGAGGAAGAAGAGAAUUCCUUGGCAGACAGUGCUCUACAUACAAAAAAAUUAGAAAUAACUGUCCCAGUGUCUAUUCCUUCAUCCAAAGAGAGCCAUGCAGCAGAUUUCUCCCAAGGAUCCUGGACAGCGGCACCAAAAAGUCCAGUUCUCUCACCUGGAAGCUUUCUAGGAAAUCAAUUUGCUUCCUCUCCCCCAGGAUUGAGUCUUCGGGAAAUUAUGGAGGAAGAAAAGUCUAGUCAACAACCGCGAGUGCAGUUAAGAAACAAAAAGUUUUCAUGGAAGGAUGCUAAACGGCAGCAAAAUCAGGAGAAAAAGUCGCAGAGUAAGAUCAGAGAGGGGGGCCUUGACACUGGCACUGACUCCUCGGGGAAUCCCUCGCAGCCUGUGUCACUGUCCGCUCCGACGAAACCUGCAUGGGGUGGGAUCAAUCAGUCGGUGACCUCCUUCAGAGACCUUAUAACAGAGGACCGCAAUCAGAGCUCUCACCCCGGAGCAAAGGCCCAACCCACCCUGACAACGCCCCAGAAACCAAGCAAGCACCUGUUCAGUUGGGGUCUACGUCAGACGUCCGGCUCCCAGAAGGUCACCAGACAGCGGUCUGUGGAGGAUUCCCCUGUGACCAGCCCCCAGACUGUGGACAACCCCUGGAGUAGGGCCCCCAGUGUCCAGUCCCCCACCCCCGCCACCGUCAGCUUCUCAGACAUCGUACAGGACGAGAUACAGAAACACGAGAGUCUGGCCCAGGUCACCAGUAAACCGCUGGCCCUCAUACAGAUAGAGGAGCUGGCCAUGCAGGAGUUAUUACGCCACUACAAAGGGGGAGAUAACCCUGAGGAGCACAUAACAGUGGAGAGGGUCCCACGCAAAAUGGCCACCCCGCUGUGGACUUCCAAGUCCAAGUCUGCCACGCUCCAGUGAUUGUUAAACUCAGACCCCCUGUGGACCUCCCAGACUUAAUCUGCUACGCUCCAGCAAUUAUUUCAUGAAAAAUUCUACCAGAGAACAGUUUUUUUGUUCUGUGAAAAAAAAAUUCCUGACUGUAUAAAAAUACAGUUUCUACAUUGUUCAGUAAAUAAUCCAUGGGUGAAAGGAAAACAAAGUUUUUGCUUAAUUUUAAAAGAACAUUAAGCCUGUUUUAGAAUGCAGUAAUAAAUGUUAUAAAACCCAUCA